Messenger RNA from Recurvomyces mirabilis, 1491 nucleotides. RefSeq names its product pseudouridine synthase pus4 (gene PUS4). Gene Ontology annotation, cellular component: mitochondrion. Gene Ontology annotation, molecular function: RNA binding; pseudouridine synthase activity. The record is from RefSeq and is a predicted model, not a curated record. The transcript has 2 exons. Bases 1 to 1491 code for a protein of 496 amino acids. NCBI's taxonomy places the organism in Eukaryota, Fungi, Ascomycota, Dothideomycetes, Mycosphaerellales, Teratosphaeriaceae. Gene Ontology annotation, biological process: tRNA modification; mRNA pseudouridine synthesis.
AUGGGCGGCCGCCAACUAAUCUGGCGAGGGCUAAAAGAGAUCCAAGCAGCAGCAGCUAAACCACUUGUCACCACCAAGCCGACAACCACAACUAUGUUACCUACCAGUAGCAUAAUCCACGAAGGCGUCUUCGCUAUCAACAAACCCCCGGCCAUCACCUCCGCCCAGGUCAUCCGCGAUGUCCAACGCCACUUCAACCCUUCCACCCUCUUCGCACCCUGGAUGAAACACGAGCAUGAUAAGAAGGACGCUGAAAGUCAUAAUCAGAGGAACAAGCGAAAGUCAUGGAAGCAACAACAGCCGCCGCAGUUGAAGAUGGGGCAUGGUGGGACCCUCGAUCCUUUGGCGACGGGGGUGCUGAUCUUGGGGGUGGGGAGUGGGACAAAGGCACUCAAUUCUUUCCUUGGCUGCACGAAGAGUUAUGAGGCGGUGAUGUUGUUCGGGGCGGCGACGGAUACGUAUGAUUGUGAGGGGAAGGUCGUUGCGAGGAAGGGCUAUGAGCAUAUCACGCGCGACGCCGUCGAGGAAGCCUUGAAGCAGUUCAAGGGUGAGAUCAUGCAACGUCCGCCUAUCUUUAGUGCAUUGCGCGUGCAGGGGAAGAGAUUGUACGAGUAUGCGCGCGAAGGCAAAGAAGUUCCUGUGGAGAUUCAGGAGAGGCCGCUGAAGGUGGAUGAGUUGGAGUUGAUGGAGUGGUAUGAGGGCGGAAGUCAUAAGUGGAAGUGGCCGGAGCAAGAGGCUGGGCCGGAGGAAAAGGAAGUAGUGGAAAAGGUGCUGCAUCUGGGUGGGGAUGUUGCUGCGGAGAAGGACAAGGAGCAGAGCUCGAGUGGUGCCAAGAGGAAGCGUGAGGUAGAGGAAACCGUCGGUGGGAAUGUUGUUGAUGCUGAGGCAGGGCAGGAGGCGAAGCGCACGAAGAGCUCGCCGGAGCCCGAAUCCGCUCUAGCAUCUGGCGCAAUGCCUUCGGCUGAAACAGCUGAUGCCAAUUAUCCACCCUGGACAACAGACGCAACCAUAGAAACAAUCACAGCUGUACCAUCAACAGAACCCUGCCCAGCUCCAGCGAUCCGCCUCCGCAUGACUGUCUCCAGCGGCUUCUACGUCCGCAGUCUAGCCCAUGACCUAGGUGCUGCCGUUGGAAGUUUGGCGAUCAUGACGUCUCUCGUUCGAACACGCCAGGGCGAAUUCGAGCUCGGCAAGAAUGUUCUGCAGUACGAUGAGUUGGCUGAAGGGGAGGAGGUCUGGGAGCCUAAGGUUAGGGUCAUGCUUAAGGACUGGCAGGAGGGGAGGAAUACUAGUGGUGGGUUGGUAGCGGGUGAAGGUGAGGGUCAGAAUGAAGGUGACGGGAAGGAAGAAGUCGGAAAGCAAGCGGACGGGGGUAAUGUGGGCGAUGAGAAUGAGGGUGAGGAUGAGGAUGGGCGUGCGAAGAGGGCGAACGCUAAGCCCGAGCGCCGGGCCAAGAUUAGGAGGAAUUCGAGCUCGGAUGGCGGUGCCUGA